This is a messenger RNA of Monosiga brevicollis MX1, 543 nucleotides long. RefSeq lists its product as uncharacterized. The record is from RefSeq and is a predicted model, not a curated record. Bases 1 to 543 code for a protein of 180 amino acids. NCBI's taxonomy places the organism in Eukaryota, Choanoflagellata, Craspedida, Salpingoecidae. The transcript is spliced from 4 exons.
AUGUCGAAACGCAAGACCCUGUCAGCCGUCAAGGGCAAGGGCAGCAAGAUGGAACUUGCACCCACCGAGUCCCUCAAGACGAUGGAGGAAUUUGCGGCAGAGGAUUGGCACCAACACUUACAACCCAAGGCACUCGCUUUUCGGCACUCGCUGGCCAGCAAUGCUCGCGACACCAUCGGGCUGCUUGAUAUGACGAACCCAAAGACAUUGCUACCCUUUGUCUUGCAUCACCGACUGUACGAGAACUUUUUCCGCACCCCAGCGACCGUCAGUGAAGCGCGCAUCAGCACGACCAAAGUUCUGGCCCCGCUCGAGUCUGUUGCCCGGGUCGCUCCGUUGGCGCAGGCCUUAACUGCUUCAGAAGUUCGCGAUCACCUCAAGGCUCAAAAGAGCAGCAGCAACAGCAACAGCACCAACAACAGCAGCAGCAGACUCAACCUACCCGAUUACAUCAUGGGGUACGCAGCGCGACCCAAACCCCGAACCUGGCAUGAGCACCCCCGGCGAGCCAACGAGGGUGCUUCGCAAAUAAUUUCAACGUAA